AUGGAGCCCCAUGUCAUGGCGGGUCAGCUACUGCACAAGUCGGAGUGCCUGAAAACGGUGAACAUAAGUGGACUCGCCAAUGCGCUAUGGGUAAAUUUGACCUCUGCAGCGCCUUUUAAGGCCUUGUUGUCCUUUAUGGAUUUCGACCCCAGGUCCACGGGUCUGUCGGACAAGCUAACCGGCCUGCCUGACGAGCUGCUGGCCUAUAUAAUUGGAGGUAUGCCCUUGAGAACGUUGUUCAGUCUACGCAAUAUAAGCAAGCGCUUCUAUCGAUUCCUGGACGACGUCACGGUCUGGCAGAAAGCGCUGAGCUCGACGCUCGGUAUCCCGCGCUCAAGUGUGGAAACCAUACUUCUUGGGUCGUCGCCAGGAGAAGUCCGGCAGCGAGCAAUGAGGGUGCUUUUAGUCAAUGAACAAUGGCACAGGCCUCAACGCUAUCCCCGCCGAAUCCGAACCUAUCGAUGGCUAAACUUGCGGGACGUACAGAUAUUGCCGGGGGGUGAUUGGCUUGUAUGCCUAUCUACCGAUGGUACCCUGCAGCUUCGUCGGGCGGACAGGGCGCUGAGCACCGAGUUUACGAUCCCGGAGGCUGUCGACAUGUCUGGCUUUACGACGAGCAGCACCAGCGUCAAUCCUCAUGGCUCGUUCUAUGUUUUGUUCCACUGCACGCAAAGAUUGUACAUCUACGAAGUCUACGUCGUUCCUGAGCCUAUUAUGCGGUUGGUUGUCGUGACGGUAAGACGGGACUUGGGCCCUGAGGCCACCAUCCUCCGCAACGCCUCGAUUGCAGGAAAUAUCGUUGGCUUCGACUGCUUUUGGGCCGGCAGGAAUCUCCUUUGUCUGAGGACUGUUCGGCCUAAUUCUGAUGGGAAGCACGAGCAAAUCGCAUUUUUAUAUAAUAUGGCAAAUUGCACGAUCCACAUCUUGAGCCGAAGGAUCGUGAUUGUUUGUGAUGCAAGCAGCAUAGAAGUCCACAAGGUCCCGGAGCUUCGACCGAUGAGCAGUGUAACCGACCUGCAGAUUGUGGAAAGCGAAAUUAUUCUCAAGCAAAACCUUCAAAUUGUCACACCUGGCACUUUAACAGGAAGUCCCGCGGUCUGGGAUAGCUUCGACGGCGGGCAUAUCGGACCACUGAUUAUGAUCGGCCCCGGUGUUCUUCACAUCGUCCUGCCUUCCAGUGACCUGGAAUCCUACGGCUUUCGCGCUUUCCGGGUUCCAGAAAUCCUUGCACCGUUCCCGACAUCUGGGACCCGCUAUGCUCUUUGCCCUCAGUUAGAGCCAGGCCGUGGCCUAGUUUUCUGGACGGUAAAGUACCCUGUUGUGUUGCCGUUUGGAGGCGACGAUGACCCUCGAAGCUUCGAGGUGGAACCCGACUACGUCCCUGUAGGCCGAUUUGUAGUUGAUGAAAUCAAACACAUGGCGGUCGUAGCCACUCGCAUGGACGAUUGGACUGGGCGUGCGUGCAUCAUUCUGGAGGAUGGACCGAACAGCAGGUCUCUCGGAGUUCUAGACGUUGUGUAA
Gloeophyllum trabeum ATCC 11539 is the source of this 1521-nucleotide messenger RNA. RefSeq lists its product as uncharacterized. The record is from RefSeq and is a predicted model, not a curated record. The transcript is spliced from 5 exons. Lineage: Eukaryota; Fungi; Basidiomycota; Agaricomycetes; Gloeophyllales; Gloeophyllaceae. The coding region runs from base 1 to 1521 and encodes 506 amino acids. Gene Ontology annotation, molecular function: protein binding.